AAUCUUCUCUAUCUCUCAAUCUUCUCUCUGAAAACGUUCCUCGAACAAGAAGAUCGAUCUCAUGUUUAAAUCUUUGUUCUCAACGUCCUCUUUCAGGCUCAAGAAACAGAAAACAUCGUAUACGAAGAGGAGUUUAUAUCGAAUGCGAAAGGAGUGAAGUUCUUCACAUGUAGAUGGAGACAGAUGAAUAUCGAACCAAAGGCUUUGAUCUUUUUAUGCCAUGGUUAUGCCAUGGAGUGCAGCAUCACAAUGAACAGCACGGCGAUGAGGCUAGCCAAGGCAGGGUUUGCUGUCUACGGGAUGGACUAUGGAGGGCAUGGGAAGUCAGAUGGGUUACAGGGUUUUAUCUCAAGCUUUGACGAUCUUAUCGACGACGUUUCUAGUCACUAUACGAGCAUCUGCGAGAAGGAUGAGAACGCGGGGAAAAAGAGAUUUUUGUUAGGAGAAUCGAUGGGAGGAGCCGUGGUUCUUCUCUUGCACAGAAAGAAACCUGGUUUUUGGGAUGGUGCUGUCUUGGUUGCUCCCAUGUGUAAGAUAGCCGAAGAUUUGAGACCUCAUCCGUUAAUGAUCUCUGUUCUCACCAAACUCAUGAAGGUUGUUCCAAAAUGGAAAAUAGUUCCGACAAAAGAUGUCAUCGAUUCUGCUUUCAAAGUAGCCGAAGUAAGAUCUCAGGUGAGAGAGAACCCGUACUGCUACAAGGGCCGUCCUCGUUUAAAGACUGGUUAUGAGCUCUUGAGAGUCAGCAUGGACCUUGAGAAGAGACUUAACGAGGUGACGAUACCGUUCCUGGUGCUGCACGGUGGCGAUGACGUCGUCACGGACAAGGGGGCGAGCCAACAACUGCACGAGGUUGCUCAGAGCUCCGACAAGACGUUGAAGCUAUACCCAGGAAUGUGGCACGGCCUCCUGUACGGAGAACCGCCGGAGAAUACUCAGAUCGUCUUCUCCGACAUUGUCAGCUGGUUGGAUGAGAGAGUUAGAGACUCAGCAUAAGAUUCUCGAUGACGAUAAUAUAACGUCUUUGGUUCCAAUUGAAAGAACACAAGAGUAAUUAACUGUGAAUGUUAUUUUAUUAUAUUCAUGGCCAUCGCUUUAAUCAAUGUAAGAAACACUCAAAUCCCAUGUUUUCCACAUGUCUUUUCCCGUACUCUUGUAACUAACAGAUGUGUUGUCUUGAA
Molecule: messenger RNA, 1178 nt
Organism: Tarenaya hassleriana
Lineage: Eukaryota; Viridiplantae; Streptophyta; Magnoliopsida; Brassicales; Cleomaceae
Product: caffeoylshikimate esterase-like
Exons: 8
Coding region: 184-993 (269 amino acids)
Cellular component (GO): membrane
Molecular function (GO): lipase activity
Source: RefSeq, a predicted model, not a curated record